AUGGGCAACCCUCUCCCUCAUUCCCCAGCUGCCCCAGCCCUUAGCUGGGCAAACAUGCCAGAAAUCCCAGAACCUUGGGAAUUGCUCGAAUCUCCGCAAGUCUGGGUAAACGGCGAGAAAAUACCUGGCAAUUUGAUUUACAACAACACAUCGACACCGUCCUGUGACUUCCAGUCAACAUUCUCCUCCACGAAUAGUCCGCUGCUGGGCGAGACAGAUACUUUCAAUACCUUCGCCAAUGUCGACUUCUCUCUCCACUCGUUAAUCCCCACAAUUGAAUCACACGGUCGUAUUCCAUCCAUAACAAGUCAAAAGGACCUUGCUAUAAGGAAUGGACUUGGUUCUUUAGAUGCAGUCUAUCAGCAAUCGUCAUCACCUGUUUCCCAUCCCGAAGCAUACACAUCCGAUCACGUCGAGGCCCCUCAGAAGACUCGAGCCAAGGCAACGAAAGAUCGUUCACAAAGGCAUACGACAGUCGGAAGUGAUACUCCUUCUUCACAGGACUCCGAUGAAGAGAAAGUCGCAGAAAGGCGGCGGAAGAAUAAGCUUGCUGCCCGUAAGCUCCGUCAGAAAAAACUGGACCAGGUUUCGGAAUUGGAGGCUCAAUUGGAAGAAGUUAGGAGAGAACGAGAUACUUUGCGGUUAAGAGCUGCAAAGUCAGAAGGCGAACUCAUGGCACUGAGACAAAUGAUUGACCAACGGUAA
This is a messenger RNA of Penicillium manginii, 705 nucleotides long. RefSeq names its product bZIP transcription factor. The transcript has a single exon. Gene Ontology annotation, molecular function: DNA-binding transcription factor activity; DNA binding. Bases 1 to 705 code for a protein of 234 amino acids. Gene Ontology annotation, biological process: regulation of transcription by RNA polymerase II. The record is from RefSeq and is a predicted model, not a curated record. NCBI's taxonomy places the organism in Eukaryota, Fungi, Ascomycota, Eurotiomycetes, Eurotiales, Aspergillaceae.